This is a messenger RNA of Misgurnus anguillicaudatus (oriental weatherfish), 2129 nucleotides long. The record is from RefSeq and is a predicted model, not a curated record. Lineage: Eukaryota; Metazoa; Chordata; Actinopteri; Cypriniformes; Cobitidae.
CGACACUUGCACCAACAACCACGACACUUGCACCAACAACCACUACAGUUGCACCAACAACCUCGACAGUUGCACCAACACCCCUGACAGCUGCACCAACAACCGCAACAAAAGCACCAACAACCACUACAGUUGCACCAACAACCACAACAAAAGCACCAACAACCACAACAAAAGCACCACUAUACACAACAGUUCGAAUCAAAGUGUUUUCAAACCAAGAUUUUUCCUCUGAACUGUCAAACCGAUCUUCUAAAGCUUAUCAAAUUCGGGAAAAAGGAAUGAUAACUGAGUUUGAGGCAGUCUUGAGGAGUAAAUUUACAUAUUUUAUUAGACUGAUAAUUAUUCAGUUCACGAAAGGAUCAAUUGUCACAGAGAUGAAUGGCACAUUCUCUCAACCACCCAAUAAUACUGAGGUGCAACUGGCACUAAGUAAUGCUAAUACAAGUUAUGAUGUCAUCGAUGUGGAGGUCACAUCAACAUUGUUCUCUACAACCCCAACUCCUACAACAACAACUGUUGCUCCAACCACCACAACUGUUGUUCCAACAACAACAACAACAACUGUUGCUCCAACCACCACAACUGUUGCUCCAACCACUACAAUGGUUGCUCCAACCACCACGACAGUUGCUACAACAACAACUGUUGCACCAACCACCACAACUGUUGCUCCUACCACACCAACUGUUGCUCCAACAACCACAACUGUUGCUCCAACCACCACAACUGUUGCUCCAACCACUACAACUGUUGUUACAACAACAACUGUUGCUCCAACCACCACAACUGUUGCUCCAACCACCACAACUGUUGUUCCAACCACCACAACUGUUGCUCCAACCACCACAACUGUCGCUCCAACCACUACAACGGUUGCUCCAACCACCACGACAGUUGCUACAACAACAACAACUUUUGCUCGAACAACAACAACUCACCACUACAGUUGCUCCAACAACUGUUGCUCCAACCACCACUACAGUUGCUCCAACAAUAACUGUCGCUCCUACCACCAUGACAGUUGCUCCAACCACAACAACUUUGCUCCAACAACCACACCUGUUGCUUCAACCACCACAACUGUUGCUCCAACCACCAAAACUGUUGCUCCAACCACCACAACUGUUGCUUCAACCACCACGACAGUUGCUCCAACAACCACGACAGUUGCUCCAACAACCACGACAGUUGCUCCAACAACCACACCUGUUGCUCCAACCACCACAACUGUUAAUCUAACAACAACAAAUGUUGCUCCAACAACCACACCUGUUGCUCCAACCACCACAACAGUUGCUCCAACCACCACAACAGUUGCUCCAACCACCACAACUCUUGCUCCAACAACAACUGCUCCUCCAACCACCACAACUGUUGCUCCAACAACCACAACAACUGUUCCUCCAACCACCACAACUGUUGCUCCAACAACAACAACUGUUCCUCCAACCACCACUACAGUUGCUCCAACAACCACAACUGUUCCUUCAUCCACCACGACAGUUGCUCCAACAACCAUACCUGUUGCUCCAACCACCACAACUGUUGCUCCAACCACCACUACAGUUGCUCCAACAACCACAACUGUUCCUCCAACCACCAAUACAGUUGCUCCAACAACCACAACUGUUUCUCCAACCACCACGACCACUGUUGCAACAACAACAACAGUUGCUCCAACAACCACAACUGUUCCUUCAUCCACCACGACAGUUGCUCCAACAACCAUACCUGUUGCUCCAACCACCACAACUGUUGCUCCAACAACAACAACUGUUGCUCCAACCAUGACUACAGUUGCUCCAACAACCACAACUGUUCCUCCAAUCACCAAAACUGUUGCUCCAACAACCACAACUGUUGCUCCAACCACGACGACAGUUGCUCCAACAACCACUACAGUUGUUCCAACCACCACAACUGUUGCUCCAACCACCACGACAGUUGCUCCAACAACCACAACUGUUGCUCCAACAACAACAACAGUGGCUCCAACAAGCAAAACAGUGGCUCCAACCACCACAACAUUGCUCCGACAACAACAACUGUUGCUCCAACAACAACAACUGUUCCCCCAACCACCACGACCGUUGUUGCAACAACAACAACGGUUGCUCCAACCAUGA